This is a messenger RNA of Aspergillus oryzae RIB40, 972 nucleotides long. RefSeq names its product putative lipase/esterase family protein. The transcript is spliced from 4 exons. Bases 1 to 972 code for a protein of 323 amino acids. Gene Ontology annotation, molecular function: hydrolase activity. The record is from RefSeq and is a predicted model, not a curated record. NCBI's taxonomy places the organism in Eukaryota, Fungi, Ascomycota, Eurotiomycetes, Eurotiales, Aspergillaceae.
AUGCUGAACUGCCUCCCUUGGAGCAUUCGCUGGCGCCUUCUAGCAUUACAGCCCGUAGUAUUGCUUACAAAUGCAAUUCAAUAUUGGCGUGGUAUACACUCAAAACAUCCCAAGACCACAAUCUGGAUUCCCUUGAGGCGUGCCCCGGGCCACUCUGUUCGCGCUAUUGUAUACCACCCCCUCGAAAAAGCGUCAAAGGAUGGACCGCGAGCUCUCCACCUCAACAUCCACGGCGGCGGGUUCCUUGGAGGUCUCCCCGAAGGCAACACACCGUUCUGUGACCGAAUCGCGGCAGAGACUGGGGCGGUGGUGAUAUCAACAUCUCACCGAUAUUCCCCGCGGUAUACGUUCCCCGUUGCGCACAGGGAUGUCCAAGAUGUAGCUGAAUGGUUAAUUGAAAAUGCGGGGAGACUCUGGGGCGCCGAUCCGAGACUGAUGAGUGUGAGCGGAUUCUCAACUGGAGGGAAUCUGGCCUUGGGCGUUGCGCAAUGGUUGGCCCGAUCGGAGUUUAACGUCAAGGCAGCUGUGAUGUUUUACGCACCCGUCGAUCUGCGACUGUCACCGUGGGAAAAGCCGAAGCCAGCCAAAUAUCCUGAGAAAGAUCCUCUAGCUUUUGUUUUGCCAUUGAUGGACGCAUAUGCCGGUUCAGAGCGAGAGAAGUAUCGGGAUAGCCCAAUACUCCAUCCCAUCCUGGCAGAUAUCGAGUCACUGCCACGGAAUAUGCUGUUUCUUUGUGCGAAGGUCGACAUUCUUCUCCAUGAGCAAACGGUGUUUGUGAAUAGACUGAAAGAUGAAGCUGCGGCCCUUAAUCGCAAGAUCGAGUGCCCACAAGAACCAUCACAAGAUCAUUCGAGCAGUAAGGAAGACAGAGUAUCGCUAGCGUCAGAAUUCGAAUCAGCUGCUCGAAGUCCAUAUAACAUUGAGGCCACGUUCUUCGACGAUCAGAUACAUGGAUGGAUUGAGAGUUUUUAA